GGGUCUCCGGGCUAAUGUUACGCUAACUUGGUGCAGACCAGCGAGACGUCUGCAGACAUCUGGACGAGCGCCUGAGGAGCCAGCAGGACGCCAUCCGCUCUCUGACCGACCACCGGUACCAGCUGGACGACCUGCGAGGAGCCUUGGAUCACAUGAUGCCGCCUUUGGCCCCUGACCCCUCCUGCGGCAAGAUAAGCGUGGGCAGGAAGUUGAGUCUUCUGUUUGAGCGGCAGCAGCAGGACAUGCAGCACGUGCGCGGCCUGCAGGCAUCCAUUUUGCAGCUUCAGAGAGACUGUGAGGAUCUGCAGAAAGCUGUGGGGCGUCUCCAUGACGACAACAAACACAAACACCUUCACAUCCUGCAACUCCUGAGGAGCCAAGACCAGCUGCAGGACACGAAGGCCGACAAACACUCGCUUCACGCCAAAGUCUGUCAGCUCGACAAGCUGAUCCAAGACCAGUGGAAUGACAUCCAGGAGAGAAUGUCGCUUCCGGAACAUUCCCAGCACCGCCACGCCGCUGCUGUCAGGAAACAGCUGUUGUGUCUCUCCUGUGACCCGCCCAUCAUCACACACCUUCAAGCACCUACAAGUGUAGGAGUGUCGCCCAGCAGGACAUUGACAGACGUCGCAGACUUCAGGUACCCCAAGGUGUCCCGCAGCUGUGGGGGGGGUCACACAGUGACCUCUGGCUCCCAAAGACGCUUCAGUGUGUGGAGACACCACAGCCACGCAGCAGGGGGCGCCACAGUGCAGGUAACAAGGCCUCCAGUGCAACAGAUAGAAACAUGCUUAUUGUGUGUGUGUGUGUGUGUGUGUGUGUGUGUGUGCGGCAGUCAGAGGCGACAAAGACAAUGGCAGCACAUGAGGUGCUCAGCAAAGCUUCCAGGCCUGCAUCUGCUCGGACCCUCACACCUCAGAACUCCCCGGGUCGGACCUUUGGCGCCAAAGUGAAUGUAGCCCCGCCUCCAAGUGGCUGCUCCUCCACUUCCUGAGGGAGAUGAAGAUGAGU
This is a messenger RNA of Dunckerocampus dactyliophorus (ringed pipefish), 1011 nucleotides long. RefSeq lists its product as uncharacterized. The transcript is spliced from 9 exons. The record is from RefSeq and is a predicted model, not a curated record. The coding region runs from base 153 to 953 and encodes 266 amino acids. Lineage: Eukaryota; Metazoa; Chordata; Actinopteri; Syngnathiformes; Syngnathidae.